Messenger RNA from Larimichthys crocea (large yellow croaker), 6956 nucleotides. It is a transcript of the gene adamts10, whose product is annotated as ADAM metallopeptidase with thrombospondin type 1 motif, 10. Bases 599 to 3931 code for a protein of 1110 amino acids. Gene Ontology annotation, cellular component: extracellular matrix. Gene Ontology annotation, molecular function: metalloendopeptidase activity. Lineage: Eukaryota; Metazoa; Chordata; Actinopteri; Sciaenidae. The record is from RefSeq and is a predicted model, not a curated record. The transcript has 26 exons. Gene Ontology annotation, biological process: extracellular matrix organization; proteolysis.
UUUGGUGGUGUACUUGAAGAUGAAACAUGCAAGGGGAGUCCUAAUCAAGUCACUAAACCUGCGCAUCAUCCCAUCAGUUCACCCCUUCACCUUACAGACACGACUUUUAUUUUGUAAAUUACAACCGGACGUGCACUGUUCUAAGCGUGUGUGACUUGUCAUGAAGCUGUGGCUCCCUGGUUGUGGAAGUGGAAGAAGCUGAGUCUCCUCAGUCACCCGCCGGCGCCGCCUCCUCUCCGCUGCGCUGCGGAGGACAGAGGACAGACUCACAGCGGAAACUUCUGCAAGGGGACACGGGAAGGGCUACAGAGAGGAGUCCAAAUCCACCACUGCUGCUGAGCCCUUUGGGAGAUCCGUCCAGUCUUUUUCUCUACUCCUAUGAGGACCUAUCCAGGAUCCAUCACCACUUGCUGAUCAACACACUGUAGAGGCUGCUAUGUCUGAACUCACAGAUCCUCCUGCAGCCAUGGCCGAACAGAGCGCUGAGCUGUCCCACUGCUAGGCGACGGGGCAUCCGAGAGGGCAGAAGACAUGUUGGGACAGAGGUCCGGGGACCACUGCACUGAAUUCUGUUACUAUAGCUACUACUGUAGUAACCAUGGAAACGCUAUGGAGGACUGGUCUGGUCUGCACUGUCAUCAUCGUCAUGGUUGCCACCGAGGUCGAAGGAGGUCACAGAGAUGAGUCCAUUCAGUCACAAGCUGCUUUCCUGUCCAGUCUAGGCCAGUAUGAGAUUGCCAUGCCAGUACGUGUAGGACCAAAUGGUGAGACGAUGGACGCAGAAGCGCCUCAGCACCACCAAAGAAGAAGACGCAGCACUGAAGACAGGCUGCCUGACUCUCUCUUCUACCGGCUGUCCACAUCAGGCAACAACUUCCUGCUGAACCUAACGCUGCAGGGAGGCCUCCUUUCGAGGCAGUUCAGGGUGGAGUACUGGAAGAGAGGUCGAUUAGCUUGGAGUCAUCCUUACUCUCCCCACUGCCACUAUGUAGGACACCUCCAAGACCAACCGCACUCCAGCAAAGUGGCCCUAAGCAACUGUAACGGCCUGCAGGGGGUGAUUGUUGCAGGGGGAGAGGAGUACCUGAUUGAACCCCUUGUCUCACCAGAUAACCAGACCAGGAUGGAGAGGGGGGAGAGAGCAGAGGGGCGCCCCCAUGUGGUUUACAAGCGGUCAUCGCUCCGCCAUCAAUACAAGGGCCAAUCCUGUGGAGUCAUUGAUGAGAAGCCGAUGAAAGGUGCGUCGUGGUGGCAGCGGACUCUGAAGACGCCUCCCCAUCACGUCGGUCGUGGCCAGCUGCCUCUAAAGCGCUCAGUUAGUCGGGAGCGCUACGUGGAGACGCUGGUAGUAGCAGACAGGAUGAUGGUGGCUUACCAUGGUCGCAGGGACAUCGAGCAAUACAUCCUGGCUGUCAUGAAUAUUGUUGCCAAACUGUUCCAGGAUUCUAGCCUGGGGAAUGCAGUCAACAUUGUGGUGACACGGCUCAUCCUGCUCAUGGAGGACCAGCCUACUCUAGAGAUCAACCACCACGCUGGGAAGUCUUUAGACAGCUUCUGUAAGUGGCAAAAAACCAUCCAGCACCGGAGCAGCUACGGUAACGCCAUACCAGACAACGGGAUCGCUCACCAUGACACUGCUGUGCUUAUCACCAGGUACGACAUCUGCAUCCAAAAAAACAAGCCCUGUGAAACCCUAGGUCUGGCUCCUGUAGGAGGGAUGUGUGAGCCAGAGAGGAGCUGUAGCAUCAAUGAGGACAUUGGCCUGGGAACAGCUUUCACUAUCGCCCAUGAAAUAGGACACACGUUUGGAAUGAACCAUGACGGGAUGGGGAACGCCUGUGGGCCCCGCAGCCAGGAGACCGCCAAGCUAAUGGCUGACCACAUCACGAUGAAGACAAACCCGUUCAUCUGGUCGGCCUGUAGCCGGGAUUACAUCACCAGCUUCCUGGACUCAGGUAUGGGCUCCUGCCUGAACAACAUUCCCCCCAAGCAGGAGUUUGUGUACCCCACCACAGCACCGGGUCAGGCCUACGACGCAGACGAACAAUGUCGCUUUCAGUACGGCGUCAGAUCCCGACAGUGUAAAUAUGCAGAAGUCUGCAGUGAACUUUGGUGCAUGAGCAAGAGCAACCGUUGCAUCACCAGCAGCAUUCCCGCUGCAGAGGGAACCAUCUGUCAAACCAACACCAUCGAGAAAGGCUGGUGCUACAAAAGGGUGUGUGUGGCGUAUGGGACUCGUCCGGAGGGCGUGGAUGGAGGCUGGGGUCUGUGGUCACCCUGGGAGGAGUGUAGCAGGACCUGUGGAGGAGGAGUGUCCUCUUCUAUCAGACACUGUGACAGCCCCAGGCCAACCAUUGGUGGAAAGUAUUGUCUGGGGGAGAGAAAACGCUUCAGGUCCUGCAAUAUUGAUGAGUGCCCUGCAGGCUCUCGGGAUUUCCGGGAGAUUCAGUGCUCUGAUUUUGACAGCGUGCCAUUCAGGGGAAAGUUUUACACCUGGAAACCAUACAGAGGAGGUGGGGUGAAGCCCUGUUCACUCAACUGCCUGGCAGAAGGAUACAACUUCUACACAGAGCGUGCUCCAGCUGUGGUGGACGGCACACCUUGCCGAGACGACUCCCUGGAUGUGUGUGUAAACGGAGAGUGUAAGCACGUGGGCUGUGAUCGUAUCCUCGGCUCGGACGUUCGCGAGGACCGCUGCCGGAUCUGCGGGGGUGACGGGAGCAGCUGUGUGUCUGUGGAGGCACUUUUCAAUGACUCUCUGACCGAAGGAGGUUAUGAAGAGGUGGUCAGAAUUCCAAAAGGAUCAGUGUUCAUCCACAUACAAGAACUCAACAUCUCUCUCAACUACCUUGUGCUGAAGAGUAAAGGGGACCAGUACUAUAUCAAUGGGAAGCUGACCAUUGACACGCCACGCAGGUUUGAUAUUGCCGGUACUACCUUCCACUACAGGCGGCCCACUGAUGCACCAGAAACUCUUGAAGCUCUGGGGCCAACAAACAUGACCCUGAUUGUCAUGGUGCUGGUGAGGGAGGAGAACCCAGGGAUCCACUACCGUUUCAACCCCCCACUGAACAGGGAUCCUCUGACUGGCUUUGCCUGGCACUACACCUCCUGGUCACGCUGUUCAGCUCUCUGCGCAGGAGGUGUGCAGAUCCAGCAGGUGGUGUGUAGGAAGCAGACAGAUCAUUCAAUCGUCUACAACCACUUCUGUGACAAGAAGAGCAAACCCAAAGAGAAGAAAAGAUCCUGCAAUACUGAGCCAUGCUCCCCAAGCUGGUGGACAGGAGAGUGGUCGGAGUGCAGCCGCAGCUGUAAUGGUGGCCUGCGGACACGGGAGGUGUUAUGCAAAAGGAGGAUCUCCGGGACGGAGGAGAAGGUCCUGGACGACGCGGCGUGUACACCCCUACGACCUUCUCUCACUGAGCCCUGCAGCAACCACAGCUGCCCUCCUGAAUGGCUGGCCCUGGACUGGUCAGAGUGCACGCCCAGCUGUGGUCCUGGCUACAGGCACCGUGUGGUCUUGUGUAAGAGCGGGGAGAGCAGUGACACACUGCCAGAAUCCAAGUGCCCCAAACAUGGCAGGCCCACCUCCAGGGUGCGCUGUAACCUGCAGCGCUGCCCUCCCCCUCAGUGGGUGACGGGUCCCUGGGGAGAGUGUUCUGCCAAGUGUGGUCUGGGUCAGGAGAUGCGUUCAGUGCAGUGUCUAGCCCACACCAGCCAGCCGUCCAAUGAGUGUCUGGAACAUCAGCGGCCAGCAGCCAUGCAGCAGUGCAAGAGCAAAUGUGAACCCAGUCGGCCCAUCAGUACAGACAGUCCUGAAGAGUGUAAAGAUGUGAACACUGUGGCCUACUGCCCCCUGGUGCUCAGGUUCAAGUUCUGCAGCCGGCCAUAUUUCAGGCAAAUGUGCUGCAAGACCUGCCAGGGACACUGACCUGGACACCAUGGAACUCACAGCAUCCAUCUUUGGGUCCUGUACACACUCACCUAAGCCUGAAAACCCUCCCACUGAGCCUCAUAAACAGCAGCCCUCACACACUACCUCUAACAGAGGAGUGUGAGAUCUAACUAGGAUGCUGUCGGACUGACAUCUGGUCCUGUAACUGUUAAGGGGGACCUUUUUCCAGCCAGAAUCCAGCCCAAAUCAGACGCCUCUCCGGGCCGAGCUGAGUUAUACAUUCCACUGGAGGGAGGGCUGCUGAAAUCUGGAGAGACUAAGAGAGGGAGAGAGUUACUUCCCUCCAUCAUCUCGGUCUUCCUAAACGAUCCCUCUGUUGUAAUAUUUUGGUGCUACUAUAUUUCACUUUGGCCGCAGGGCUGGUCGCAGUACUCUCUUAAACCUGUAUGUCAACAGGUGAUAUUUGUUUAGUUAUGACUUUAAAAAUCCACUUUGUAAAGAAAAUGAUUUUUUUCAGAUAUCUUUGCCCAUGAAAAGGAAUAUCUUAUGCUAUAAAAAUGAAAGAUUUCUAUGUUAUCUAAUAGUUGUUACUUGACCACAUUGUUUUAUGCUAUUGCUUUGUUCCGUAUCAACGUAUUCAUUAAGUCCAAGCAGAGUUUGAUUUGCACAAAGUGUCAGCAUUCAGAGGACUUGUGUAUUUUAUGUUUGUUUUGAUGUGAUUUGACUUGAUGUCUCUAUGGAAGCUAUAAAGAUCUCACUGCGGUGAAUCUGCCUUAGUCUUGCCUAGUCUUGCCUUUUGGUUAGUUUGCUUAAAUGUUCUUGACCUCUACACUCAAACGGUGCUUCGCGCUGAACAGGACACAUCGAGACACUGCGUUAGUAAUGUGAGCAAAGCCAGUGCUCACUCACCAGGACAUUUUCACAAAUAUGAUCUUAUUUUCUGUUGUGGCUGCAGACUGUGGCAGCUUGUUCAUAAAGUCUUCUUUAACAGUUCAGUGUCAUUAUCUAAAGGUCCCACAGCACAGGACCUUGCUGUUAAUUUCUUUCUUUCUUUCUUUCUUUCUUUCUUUCUUUCUUUUGGUUUAUUUUUGCCACGUUACCACUCAUUCAACAGUUGCUUGUAACUUUUACUGUGAGUGGAAAUUCAAAGCACAGUGAGACACAGUGAGUCAGCUCUGCCAGCAGAGAGGAGCAGUGAUGACUUCUGACCAUGCUGCUCUCAAAGAGCUUUUUAUAGAAGCAGUGCUAAUCUGAGGAUGGAUUUACAUACCCAUAAAAUAUCUGAUUUCUCCGUGGCACAGAUCUGAUGUUUUUUCACGGCUGUCUGAAGCCAUCAUUCAGGCUGCGGGUAAAAGAUUUCUGCCACAAACUUUUAUGAAUUAGAGAUAGUUUAAACUUCCAAUAUGAUUGUUGUGGCAACUUGGGGAAGUGAAAACAAGUAAAUAUAGAGAACACUUAUUAUUUACACAUCCAAGAGUUAUAGAGCAACAUUAUCAUUCAUUUGGAGUUAUGUUUGUGGCCACCUGAAGAAUAAAAAUCCAAUUUCCACUCUUUUAGAUCUGUUUUUGGUCUCCACCAACUCCUGAUGGAAAUAGGUCUCUUUAGCUGCUAAAUGCUUCACUGUGUUCACCAGCUAGUCGGUAACUGUGUCUGUCUGCUGUUUGAUGCUAGGCAAGCAGACAAAAAGUACAUUGUACGAGUGGUGAGAAGCAAAACAGUACAGUUGCAGCCAAACAAUGAGCUGAAACUUGCGGUAAAGCGCUAAAAGAGCAGCAGAUUCUGGUGAUAAUUCUCUCUCAGUUCUCCUUUCACAUUGUUUUGAUAUAUCGUUAUUAGAAAAAUAGUGAUUGUAGCUGCUUUAAUGAAUCACAGCUGGGUGCUGAAUUUUUAAAACCAAGAACCUGAAAAAUCACCCAUCUUUAAAUCACCAGUUUAAAGAUGGGUGAUUAUGUGACCCAAAAGGAAGCAUGUCACCUGACCCAAAUUUGUCAUAGAACUGACUUCAUUGAGACCUUUUCUGAAAAAAGCAGUUUCAGCUCUUUCUCCUGUAGAAAAACUUUGUGCCUCAGAAAUCAGUAAUCACUGUGAUGUCCACUGUGCUCUGAACUCUGCUGUGUUCGGACUCUUCACAAAUGUUCACACUGAUCACCGCUGAAAGCAGCUCUGUGUAUCUCUAAAUGUCACAUAAUUUCAUUGUAAAGAGAGGAAGCUACAGUUUGUCUUCAUGGGGAUUAGCUGCAAUGUUGUUGUUGUUGUUUUUUUCUUGUGGUGCUUUGGUUUGGAUUGGUGCUAUUAGUUCACUGUUGUUGUCAUUGACUUAUCAUUUUAACAGUUGUGCUUUUAAUUAUUUAGAAAUCAGUUUGAGCCUUUUUGUAAUAUCAAUCUGCAGAGCUGGUCUGAGGUGGAAGACUGCAGCUGCUUAGGGCCCCUCACCCACCAGGGGCCCUCUUUGGGUUCCUUUGUUUAUUUUUUAUCAUAAUUUAAGCUUUUAAUUUACACCCCCUGACUUGGUUCAAGUGGCCAGCAGUGCCCCUGAAAAUCUGGGCAAAGUACUGUAACAAUUUCUAUACAACUGCUAACUAACCCAGUUUGCUGGCAUUAAACAAACAUUUAAGUUGUGGGAACACCUUAACAAAUUGUAACUUGAAACAGAUAACUUUUGGUAUCAUUAACCAAAGUAUUGGGUUAUUAGAUCGUGCAAAGGGCCUCAAACAGUCAAAUGGAUUGACAUGUAACAUUUUCAGUUGCACAUACCAUUUCAGAAGAUAUUUCAAAGAGUAAUUGUCAGAGAUUUUUUCCUGUUCCAGCCUCUGAAAGGCUUUUUUUUUUCUCUGUAUCUACCUGUGCCUAUAAUAAAGGUUCACACUGAGUAGUGAGCCUGUUUUAUCUGAGUAAAUAAGAGGGACAGUACCGGUAAUUGUUGUUUUGUUUUUCACAUGCUAAUUAUAACAUGACAUGUACUGUAUGUUGUUCAAUAUUAUAGAAGAUGAAUCCAUUUGUCCCCCAUGUACAUCUUUUUAAAAGGAAAUAUUAAAUUGAUUAAACAUGGUGCAUUGUUGAU